Molecule: messenger RNA, 1194 nt
Organism: Miscanthus lutarioriparius
Lineage: Eukaryota; Viridiplantae; Streptophyta; Magnoliopsida; Poales; Poaceae
Source: the annotation of a GenBank genome assembly
AUGGCCACACAGCUCCUAGUCCUCGCCGCCCUCCUGCUUGGAAAGCAGCACGGGCACCGGUCGAACCUGACGAUCUUCGUCACUGACCGCCACAUCGCGCACGCGGCGCUGGUCGAGAGCGGGGUCGCGCUCGCCGACCGCCCCGCGGUCACGCGCGCGCUCCUGGGGGAGACAGGCAGCACCAUCUCGCGGUCCAGCUACGGGCCCGUGUGGCGCCUCCUGUGCCGCAACCUCGUCGCCGAGACGCUGCACCCGUCGCGGGUGAAGCUGUUCGCGCCGGCGCGCGCGUGGGUGCGCCGCGUGCUCGCGGAGAAGCUCGGGCGGGAGGCCGAGGAGGCUCAGGCGAAAGAACAGGCGCCGCCCCCCGUGAUGGAGGCGUUCCGGUACGCCAUGUUCUGCCUCCUGGUGCUCAUGUGCUUCGGCGAGCGGCUGGACGAGCCCGCGGUGCGCGCCAUCGCGUCCGCACAGUACGGCUGGCUCAUGUUCGUGGCUAAGAACACGAGCGUGUUCGUGGCUAAGAACACGAGCGUGUUCGCGUUCUGGCCGGCACUUACUAGGAUCGUCUUCCGCGGCCGCCUCCAGGAGGGGCUUGCCGCUCGACAGCGGCAGAAGGAGCUCUUCGUGCCACUGAUCGACGCGUGCCGAGUGCGCAAGCAGCAGCAGGUCAAGAACCAAGGUGGUGCCGCGGUGGCGCCAGAAGAGGAGGCGACCACGUUCGAGCACUCGUAUGUGGACACGCUGCUCGACAUCAGGCUCCCCGAAGAGGGGGACCGCGAGCUCACUGACGACGAGAUGUCCAACCUCUGCUCCGAGUUCCUCACCGCCGGCACCGACACGACGUCCACCGCGCUGCAGUGGAUCAUGGCCGAGCUGGUCAAGAACCCGGACGCACAGGAGAAGCUCUACAGCGAGAUCAAGGCGACGUGCGGCGACGAGCAAGGGGAGGUCACCGAGGAGGACACGCACAAGAUGCCGUACCUCAAGGCCGUCGUCCUCGAGGGACUGCGCCGGCACCCACCUGCACACUUCGUGCUGUCGCACAAGGCGGCGGAGGACAUGGAGGUCGGCGGGUACCUGAUCCCGAAGGGCGCGACGGUGAACUUCACGGUGGCAGAGAUGGGAUGGGACGAGCGGGAGUGGGACAAGGCCCAUGGAGUUCGUGCCGGAGCGGUUCCUGGCAGGCGGCGACGGUGA